Molecule: messenger RNA, 4175 nt
Organism: Acanthaster planci (crown-of-thorns starfish)
Lineage: Eukaryota; Metazoa; Echinodermata; Asteroidea; Valvatida; Acanthasteridae
Gene: rbm45
Product: RNA binding motif protein 45
Molecular function (GO): RNA binding
Source: RefSeq, a predicted model, not a curated record
AACAUUAUGGCGCUGCCGAUUUUUUUAUUCUUUGAUGUUUUGUGAAUUUUUUGGGCGAACUCUGUAGCCCAACAGGUCUCCAUUGUAUUUUUCUGUGGAAACAUUCGAGGAGGAAAAUUUUCUUGCAAUCAAAGAACGAAAUACAACUAAUUUUCUGUGAUUUUGUUGAAGUCGACGAGAGCAUGUCGUCACGAAGCGAGUCGUACUACGGCGGAGGCUGGUCAGACCAGUCCGGUCCAGCUGGGGAUCGGGACGAUGACCGCGAUCGUGGGGGAAGGUUCGGGUUUGCCGGGCGUGAUCGGGACCGCGGUGAAAGGUCUGGGUCCGGCCGAGUCGAUAUGGACAAGCCUCCAAACAGCAGACUCUUCAUCGUCUGUGGGAGGAACCACACAGAGGCCGAGCUUAAGGAGCACUUUGAACGUUUUGGCACCAUUGACGAUGUCUGGCUGGUCAAGAACAGAUCUACCAAUGAGAGUAAGGGUGUGGCCUACAUUAAGUACACCAAGGCGUCCGAGGCCGCCAUCGCCAUGGAGGAAACAGACAACAAAUGUAUCGGGUCCGACCCCAAGCCCCUCAAGGUCUUGAUUGCAAACUCACGGCGCUCAGGAAGCAAGCAAGACAUUGACGGACAAAAGGAACUGAUGCGUAUCUUCAUCAUGGUCCCCAAGAGCUACACAGAGGACGACGUCCGAGAGAAAUUCCAAGUUUACGGAGAGAUUGACCACAUCAACCUACUCAAGGACAGGCGCUCUGGGGAGAACAAAGGGUUUGCCUAUGUCAAGUUCCGCAAGGUUUCCAGCGCUGCUGUUGCUAUUGAAAGCUCUGACCGAGGUUUCAAGGCCAUUCUGGCCGAGCCAAAAGGUCACCGGAACCGUGACGAGCCCAUGCCGACACAGAUACACGAAUCGACUUUUGCCGGAGGGGGUUUCCGGCCUGACUCUGCCUUUGAUCCCCGGUCCAGCUUUGCCUCGCCCGUCGGCGGGGGGUUCCACACCUAUGAGCCCAACUCAUACCACCACCCAGCUGCAGUGACAGAUCCACAAAUUUCACCCAAGCUGUACGUGGUCGUCAAUGGCAGCGUUACAGAGAAUCAACUGAGGGCGCUGUUUGAUCUGGUGCCUGGACUUGAAUACUGUGACCUGAGACAGGAGCGGGGUGAUUUUGGAGUCAAGGGAAUUGCUUAUGUGCGCUACAGCACAGCUGUCUCAGCGGUUUACGCCAAGCAAAAGUUGGACCGUUUUGAGUACCCACCCAGCUGUCCGCUGUCGGUGAAGUUUGUUGAGGAGCCGGGAUCGCCAACGGACACCGUGCGAGCUCAAUUACAGCAGGGGCAAGCUCAGCUCCCCAGUUACAUCAUGGAUCCCACCAUGCUACGACUUCCUGCCCAACAGCCGCUGGUCCACAUCGACUCCGAGUGCAUGGAGAGGCUGUUCAUCGUUUGCAAUCCCGUGGCCCCACCUCCUGCAGUCCUCACAGACAUCUUCUGUCGCUUUGGCAACCUGAUUGAGUGCUACAUGCUCAACAACCGUAACUUUGGCUAUGCCAAGUACGCCGACAAGAGCAGUGCCCUCAAAGCUAUUGAUAUGAUCCAUGGCCAGGAGGUUUCUGGGAUACGCUUUAAAGUCAUGGUGGCCGAUCCGCAGACCAACGACACUCGCAAACGACCGCGCACCACCUAGACCUACCUCGUCGGGUGUAAGACAAGGAGACUGACUCUUAUAAACAAAACCAACCAAACCAACCCCAAAACAUCUGACCCCCCUCACCUUUGACCUUCGCUUUUGACCUGCCAGUGAUUGACCCAUGUGAUCAGACAGUCGCAUUUGACCCCUGACCUUGAAAUAACCUCUGGAGACACAGAGACGCAAGUGCUGGAUGACACAAGACGGGUUGUGUGGGAAAACGCCACCCCAUCUGGAGGAUUUAAGACAAUACAAAAUAGCAGGAACUGGUAAACCAUGACCACUCCACAAAGCCCGACGACGCUGACCUGGACAGAAAAGAGAAGUCCGUCAAAAGCAGAGCUGGUACGAAACAGACGCACAACGUUACGGCUAUGUGGACACGAACCAGUCGAUGGCCAUCACCAACAAAGGACCUCAGCGACAGAGGACGGAGCGCGACCUAACGGGCGCAAGAAGAGACUCUGAGAUACCCUUGCUUGAUUUGACCACUGACCAGAUCUGUCAUGCUGACGACCCCCACGUGUAAGCUGGUUCAGCAGGACAACUCCACCAUUUGGAAAUGUCACGACCUGAUGACGAAAUCCCUACAUACAACCAAACUCUAACUUCCGUCUUUGACCUUUGACCCGACCUGCCACGAGACAAGAAGGAUGGGACGAGGAGGUGGUAUUUCUGACAUGCAGACAGCAAGAAAGACACAUAAAUUUGCCAUUGAUGACAACAACCUUAUGAAACCUAAGUCGUGUGCCAAGACCUGUGUUUCUACUCUGCUGGAGUGGAUUUUUUCCGACUCUAACCAGACGCAGAAGACUCACUAUGCACAGGAAACAAAUGGCUUUACAGAGGACGACAAGAUCCGCUGCAAACAGCAGGAACAAUUUGACCCUGUCGCUAUUAAACAUGCGAAUUAGACCUCAAACUUUGACCUUCCAUGUGACCUUUUGACUCACUAAACUGUACAUACGGCAGUCAUUUACCACACUAAAUGUACACACAGAAAUGUUGACUUCUUUUCUCCUGUUGCUAGAUAUUGUGAACUUUUGUCUCUUUUUGUCUGUCUAAAAAAUUGUUUGACUUUGGAUGAGCAAAAAUGACUUACCUGACCCAUGAAAACAUACUUUUAACCAGCUGGUUAAAUUUUUGUGCCAGACCGAAAUGCAGUGGUUACCAUGACAACCAUUUUUGGGCCUUCGUCAGAUCAGGUUUAAGAAAAUCAUAAUCCUGUGCAGUUGGGGAUUUGACCCAACUGGAGUCAAUUUUAGUUGAAUUCCCAAGUCAAAAAUCCUGAAUGUUAAUUCAAAGAACCAAAAAUGGAAGAACUACAUUAAAGAUGAAUUCAGAAUUAAUUUGAACAGUUUGUCAGCAAAGCGAGGUGCCAAGUAGUAUUUUGAAAUUGAGCGUUAUUCCAAAAUUAAACUCCCGUUUUCCAACUGGCAUUUGAAAUCGUUGCAAGAGCUACACGUGUUGCAUAUCAAGUUCUCACUGGAAAUCCAUUCAUCUUCUCAACACCUGAUUCAUUAUCCCACAAUCUGUCUGAAGGAAAAAACAUGUGGAGCAAGUGUGUAAGUGGUAAGAAUUUUUAAAGGGGGGAUGUUCUCCGUACGAAAGAUUUUCUUUGUUUCAAAGCAAGUGUGUACAUUGUACAUGAAGUGGUUAUGUCAUGUUAUGUAAUUAAAAAUAACAGAAAAGGUCUUGUGUGUCUUUAAUUUUGUUCAAGGUUUGAUGUUCCACACUCGGUUGUACAUUUGAAGUUAACGUCACUGUGGUUUUCAUGUCUGAGAAACUCGUUUAACUCUUGGCUGUGUGAUACAAACGGGCAAUAUAAUGCACAAGUUACCCCUCCCCAGCAGCCGGGAUUCGAACCCCCAAAGCCGUCGAUACGGGGUCCAGCACCCAGUCUGAGAAAAACCCUCACAGCCUUUCCAAGUAACCAAAGUUCACAGUUAGAAUGAUCACAACAGAACCACAACAGAAUCACUUCUGUGAAUAAACUGCACGGCGUGAUACAAGCCCAAAUGCUUUUGGUGUCCAUUUUUUUUCCCCCAAUGGUUUUAAUUUGUACAUUUUCAGCCACAGUAAGUGAUGUACAAAAUAGCUGCCAACAUCGUACAUUUCUUGACACGAGUACAUUGACAUAAAAGCGGGCCCCCGUCUCCAGAGCUCAAAGAACAGGAACAUGUCAAAACAACCAAUGCAUAUACAUACACACACUCACGCACACCUCACAAGAAAAAAUUGUUAUACCUACAAUUUCAAUCAAGAGUAAACAUUAAUGCUUACAUUAUGAUGCAAUGUAUUAUUCAACAUACUCUAUGGGCAAUUUUUUUUUUUUCCGUUUCACAUUAUAGAAGAGCCUUUGUAUCUACAAUAAAUUUCUGUACAUAAACACAGCAAUUAGCUAUUUCGUUAGAUUUUUUUUGGUUGACGGUAAUGUUUAUGUGAAAGGUGUUUAAUAUUCAUACGGGGCUGUUGGAGGGAAAAAAACGCAAA